Molecule: messenger RNA, 1884 nt
Organism: Sugiyamaella lignohabitans
Lineage: Eukaryota; Fungi; Ascomycota; Dipodascomycetes; Dipodascales; Trichomonascaceae
Exons: 1
Coding region: 1-1884 (627 amino acids)
Source: RefSeq, a predicted model, not a curated record
AUGACUCCGACUGUAGCUGAAGCGAGCAUAAUAAAUGCCAGACCUAAGCCAUUUCUCCUCCCUUCGGGCAGAGUGGCUCUGGUAAUUAUUGAUAUGCAACGGGACUUUGUCCAGCAGGGCGGAUAUGGAUCUUACCAAUGUGCGUCAAAGGAAAUAUUUGCAAAAGUAUCUGAGUCUAUUGGGCCUUUGAAAUCUGUCUUGGAAAUGUCAAGGAAAUCUGGCGUGACGGUGAUCCACACGAGAGAAGGUCAUGAAGCUGACUUGCCAGAUUGCCCACCAUCCAAACUUCUACGCCAGAAAGAAAGCAACCCCUCUCAACACACUCUCUGUAUCGGUGAUAAUGGUCCUAUGGGCCGUUUACUUGUUCGAGGAGAAUAUGGUCAUGAUAUCAUAGACGACUUGAAACCACUGCGGAAUGAAAUUGUUCUCGAUAAACCUGCCAAAGGAUCGUUUUGUAAUACAAACUUUUAUGAAAUCUUAACUGCUUCCGGUAUUAGUCACAUAGUAUUAACCGGUGUCACAACCGAGUGCUGUGUCGCCACUACGUUUCGGGAGGCCAAUGACCGAGGGUUCGAGUGCUGCGUACUAGCAGACUGUACUGGUGGAUUUGAUCCUAAUAUUGAAAAGUGGACACUAGAGGGUUUCUGUGCUUAUGAUGGUUUGUUCGGGUACCUCUCCAAUAGUACCGAUUUUAUUGAUAGCUUAGAGCUCUACAACAGGCCAAUUCCAGAUUAUGUUGGACCACUGUCGUAUGCCAAGCUCAGUCAAACUUACCAGACCGAAACUAAACCGGCUGAUUUCAUUCGGAGUAUUUUAGAAAAAUCGGAAAGCCAUGAUGCUCUCGGAUUACUUUUGAAUUCUUACUUGGACAUAAAUCAACAACUAAAUGCUCUAGAAAAGUUGGAAGACGAUCCUCCAGCCCUCUAUGGAGUACCAUUCAUCACAACGGGAGAUGUCAGUUCAUUGAUAAUCCAACAUGCUGUUGACCUUGGUGCAAUUCAUAUUGGCUCUCUUCCUGAGUCCAAUCCUGUAACGGGAUUCAACAAUAACUUGGAUAGUGUAUUUGAUCAUGAUCUGUGUUCUUUCGUGAUAUCAACUGACUAUGAUGGAAGCAGCCAUAUAAUGGCGAGUAGCUACAAUAACAAGAGCGUAUACUCAUUUGUACCAUCCCCCAGAGGAGUGCUUCAGUCCAAGCAGAGUACUUCUCAUUUGUCAAUUAUCAGUUGUGAUUUAUCGAUAAUCCGCCAGUUGUGGGUACGCCUAGUGUGUUUAGACACUAUGGGCAACUACCCUACACCUCCAAUUGACUACAGGCACAUUGCGGACAGAGGUAUAAAUAUUGGUCUAUUGACAGAUGGUGAGCUUCAUAGCGACUUUCAAGAGCUAGCUCAGGAAAUUUGCCUGUUGACUUCAUCCCCACUAGUUGAAAUUGGAUUCGAUAAAUGGGACAAGUAUGUCUCUACUAUCGAAUUACUUCAUAACCAAGAAAAACUGUCAAAAAUGCAUGUUGGACAAGCCUCCUUCGCGGAGCUUGAAAUAACUUAUCUUAAAGACUUUGAAAUCCCGGGGUGGGAGGUCUCUGCAAAUGUUUCCAUGGCUCAACUACUAGAGACACGGUUUAGAGACAGCCUCGGUCCGAACAAGGCUCAUUUUCUCCUAGCUUCAACUCUUCCUAGUGGAUUCAAUAGGAACUGUUCGGGUAACAUGUCAGUAAAAGAGGCUAUCUCUACCAAAAGGAAUGUUUUUGCAUUCAACUCGUUAAACCUGCCUACUAUUACCUUGUCCGCCUUUGGACAGCUGUCUAUCACGGUUGCAGCCCGACCAGGGAUGGAUUGGGAAAUGCUAGAUUUCGUUCAAUAUCUUGUUAAAGAUAGAUCGGUAUAG